AUGUGUGGGCUAAAAGUGGCAGACCCGAAAGAUAACGACGCCACAAAAUCAUCAGAGGCCAGGGAAGAUGACCGUACGACGACGACGUCGGAGUUUGACCAUUGGAUGUACCUUCUCGCUCCGGAGGACAGGGACGCCGCCACGGCAUCUCUGUUUCCUGGUCUGACCAGACAGAUGGAGAUGUCGGCGAUUGUGUCGGCUCUCACCCACGUAGUCGCCGGAAAUGCCCCCAGUUAUCAUAUUCCGGCGGCCGAGGCGGUGGUGUCCGGUGGCGGUGGAGAAGGGACUUCCGGUUGCCGCCACUGUCUCGAUAACUUCCCCGCCACUGUCUCGAUAACGGCAGUUACGGCCGGUGAGUACUGGUCGGUGGCCGGCGGCGGUGCAAGAGGUGGGGAAGCUUCGAGCAACAUAUCGGCAGCGACAGGUCCGUUAUACGAGUACUCAACGGCAGUAGCCAGUGAAACGUCAUCGUACAGUGAGGACCAGCCGAAGAGAAAGUACAGAGGAGUGAGGCAAAGGCCGUGGGGGAAAUGGGCGGCCGAGAUUCGCGACCCGUUCAAGGCGGUUAGGGUCUGGCUCGGCACUUUCGACACCGCCGAAGCGGCCGCUAGAGCUUACGACGAAGCCGCUCUACGGUUCAGAGGCAACAAGGCUAAACUCAACUUCCCCGAGAACGUAAAGCUCGUCAGUCCCGCGGCUCCACUGCCUGAAACAGCAGUUCCAAGGCCAACCUAUUCGAGUAUUUCGGGAUCCGGAACUGCCUUUUUGCCCAUUCAGCCUGGUCCCGAUCCGAUGAGAGACAGUGGGUCGGGGAGCUACGUUGCGAACUAUUCUGAGAUGAUUCAUACUGGUUACCACCAAUCCAUGAGUUCGUAUGAUCACCCGAUGAUGUUCUCGUCCUCUGUUCCGCAAGCCGGAGUAGUGCCAAUGCGAUCCUCGGGUUUAUCUCAUUCGUCCUUACCACUUGUUUCACCGUCCACCGUCUCUUCUCAUUCAUCGUCCUCCUCAUCAACUACUCUUCCGUUUUUUCCGGCGGCACAUAAACCGGAAACUGCGAGCAGAAGUGGCGACUCAUAUUUGUUGGAGCCACCGUGGUCAGACGACAGGAAACAUGACCAUAGUUCAUCAGGAUGAUGUUGAUUAUGGUGUUAGG
Molecule: messenger RNA, 1153 nt
Organism: Tarenaya hassleriana
Lineage: Eukaryota; Viridiplantae; Streptophyta; Magnoliopsida; Brassicales; Cleomaceae
Product: ethylene-responsive transcription factor ABR1-like
Exons: 3
Coding region: 1-1134 (377 amino acids)
Biological process (GO): ethylene-activated signaling pathway; regulation of DNA-templated transcription
Molecular function (GO): DNA binding; DNA-binding transcription factor activity
Source: RefSeq, a predicted model, not a curated record